AUGUCCACCGGAGCCGAAACGCUUCAGCAAUUCUUUCCCGCGACAUCCCGGCCGCUGAUAUGCAAUGCACCGAUGGCGGGCGCAACAAACGCCAGAAUGGCAGUGGCAGUAGCCAAAGCCGGGGGACUAGGCCUUAUUGGCGGCGGAGCCGACUUCACUGCGUCAUCCCCGGAGUUGGCAAAUCUCCGGCGACAAUUGAUCUCCGCCAGGCAGCUCCUUGGCAUUGUUGACUCGAAUGCGCCGCUACCCAUUGGAGUCGGCUGUCUCACGAUGAAGUCCGACACUUGGAAGGAUAACUUUGUCCAGCUUGUCAAUGAACAUCGGCCAGUGGCAGUGUGGCUGUUUGCAUGCACCCGCCGAUCGCAGCACACGGAACUAAUUCAGGCAUUGCAGAAAACAGGCAGAGACUGGGGACUGAAAGUGAUCGUUCAGAUUGGCACGGUGGAAAGUGCGAAGGAAGCAAUCGAUGAUGGGGCCGAUAUUCUCUCUGUUCAAGGAUCCGAUGCCGGCGGCCAUCAAUUUAAGCAGGGGGCUAGUCUGAUGACCUUGCUUCCGGAUGUAUCGGAUAUGGUAAGGAGAGAAUAUCCAGCGAAGAACAUUCCAUUGCUGGCAGCUGGAGGAAUAAUGGAUGGCAGAGGAGUCGCAGCUGCCUUGAUGUUAGGCGCAAGUGGAAUCGUGAUGGGAACAAGAUUUUUAUGUACCACGGAAUGCCCUGCCUCGGACCAGGUCAAGGCCACUUUGAUUACCACUCAGGAUGGCGCUUCCUCCACUUUGAAAUCCCGCGUGCACGACGAGAUUCAAGGAAGGGCUGAAUUUUGGCCAAGCCAAUAUUCGGGGCGCGCGAUUGUGUCAGACGUCCAUCGGAAAUGGGAUGCGGAGUCGGGCAAGCACAAGGGUCCAGAUAUGGUCAGAGCACCCCUGGCUAUCGUUUGGGCCGGCGCCGGAGUGGGACAGAUUGAGUCCGUCGUGGAUGCUGGCACUGUCGUGACUGAUACACAGGCACAGGCCAGGCAGUUGAUUCAAGCAUUUAACACUUGA
Messenger RNA from Aspergillus pseudoviridinutans, 1038 nucleotides. RefSeq names its product nitronate monooxygenase. Lineage: Eukaryota; Fungi; Ascomycota; Eurotiomycetes; Eurotiales; Aspergillaceae. The coding region runs from base 1 to 1038 and encodes 345 amino acids. The record is from RefSeq and is a predicted model, not a curated record. The transcript is spliced from 6 exons. Gene Ontology annotation, molecular function: nitronate monooxygenase activity.